Molecule: messenger RNA, 333 nt
Organism: Meira miltonrushii
Lineage: Eukaryota; Fungi; Basidiomycota; Exobasidiomycetes; Exobasidiales; Brachybasidiaceae
Exons: 1
Coding region: 1-333 (110 amino acids)
Source: RefSeq, a predicted model, not a curated record
AUGAUGUCAAUUCGUGCAAUCACCUUCACUCUUCUCUUUAUUGCCUGUAUGCUUAAAAUAAGUAUGCAAGCUGAUACUGGUGAGGCCUCACCUUCGUCACCUGAAUCAGCUGCACGCUUGAGACCGAUGGUGUCAGAAACAUUUGAACAAAAGACUCUUGCUGAACACCAUAAUUCAAAUCACAAAAAACAAGAGCAUAGUGAGGAGUACACCUGUCAAAGCCAAGCUCUUCGUGCUUCUACUAAGAAGAAGCCGAGUCCAUCAACUAGUCGUCGCAAUGGGCAAGAAGAGCCAAAGAAGGAUAUCCAUCGUCCACACCACGGCAAACAAUAG